Messenger RNA from Striga hermonthica, 1080 nucleotides. The record is from the annotation of a GenBank genome assembly. Lineage: Eukaryota; Viridiplantae; Streptophyta; Magnoliopsida; Lamiales; Orobanchaceae.
UUGCCCAACAAUCCACGAAAAAAGAUUGAUGUUCGACGUCGUGCGCCUCGCUUCAUUUAUUUUAAUGAUGUGUUAUAUAGACGAUCGUUCGACGGAGUGCUCUUGAGAUGCUUAGGCGAUGAAGAAGCUGAUCAAGCCAUUGAAGAAGCUCACUCGAGCAUCUGUGGCGCUCAUCAGUCUGGUCAGAAGCUACACUUUCAAAUUAAGAGAAUGGGAUACUAUUGGCCGACAAUGGUUAGGGACUGCAUAGAUUAUGCACAAAGAUGUCAAACGUGUCAAUUUCAUGCAAAUUUGAUCCAUCAGCCUCCUGAGUCGUUGCACCCUACUGUCUCUUCAUGGCCUUUUGAUGCUUGGGGAUUAGAUGUGGUCGGUCCUCUAACAAAGUCAGGUGGUCAUCUUUAUAUUUUGGCUGCGACCGACUACUUUCCAAAAUGGGCUGAAGCGGUUCCCUUGAAAGAAGUUAAGAAAGAAAACGUUGCUGACUUUAUUCUGGGCCUGGAGUUUAUCUUCGAGGUCAUGGAUUGUCCUGAUAGAUAUCGCAUAGUCUGCGCUCAGCUUCACCUCACUGGCGAUGCUAGGCUCUGGUGGAAUGCCUACUGGAGCAUGCGUCCCGGUGAGAAGGCGGGAUGUACGUGGGAUAUGCUCAAGGAGCUAGUCCGCGAGAAGUACUACCCCACUUAUUAUCGGGCAGAGAUGGAACGUCAGUUCUUAUCGCUCCAGCAGGGCACUCGUACAGUUGAUGAGUACGAGAGAGAGUUUACUAGACUUGCAGCUUUCGUUCCGGACCUUGUUCGCACGGAGGCCCAGAGAGCACAACGGUUCAUCGACGGGCUUUACCCAGCAGUCCGUCAUAACAUUGUGGGACAUGGGACUCAGACCUACGCUCGUGCAGUUUCUAUUGCCCAGGAGGUGGACGCCAGCAUCAGGAGGGAGGCCGUUCGUGAUCGUGCCCAGCCAUCCGCCCCAGUCCAGCCAUUCACAGCUCCACCAGCCCUACCAGCUGCUCAGCCGGCAAAGGAGAAGAAGAGGAAGGGGAAGGGUGCUCAGACUGACAGGAGGACGCGACAGAGACAGCAGCAG